Arabidopsis thaliana (thale cress) is the source of this 1649-nucleotide messenger RNA. RefSeq names its product Chloroplast J-like domain 1 (gene CJD1). Lineage: Eukaryota; Viridiplantae; Streptophyta; Magnoliopsida; Brassicales; Brassicaceae. Bases 412 to 1296 code for a protein of 294 amino acids. Gene Ontology annotation, biological process: protein folding. The record is from RefSeq and is marked reviewed. The transcript is spliced from 10 exons. Gene Ontology annotation, cellular component: chloroplast inner membrane.
AUUUCCAAAUUGAAUGUGAGUACUAAACGAUUUCUUGGACGAGAUUGAAAUCUGAAAAAGAGAUAAGAAAAGUGUGGCAUGUUUGGAUUGGAAUUGGGAGAUAAUCCCUGCAAGUAAGUAAACCAGAGAUCCCACGAAAACAAACUAAUAAAGACACUGGAUUGGGCCGAUAAAUCAGUUGGGCUGAAGAAAGCAGGCCGUCUUUAUUAUUACCUAAUUCGUUCACGAUGGAGGUCGAACCGAGAAUAUCCCCCUCCGGAGGCGAGCGCCUUAUCCAUUGGGCCACGCGAACUAUUGGUCAGGCCUCAGUUUUUAGCCUUAACAAACUAUUGAGUAUUGAAUGAUUAGCUUCCAAACAUCAAUCACCAACCUUCUAGUUUCCUUUUAACCCUACUAGAGCUCUGCUCUGCCAUGGCUCCCGCACUAUCUACUUCUUGCUCCUCCGUCAUGGCUUUCUCAACAUCAAACGCGCUUCGUUACCAUCAUCCUCAAAUUUCUCUCAGGAACUCUCUUCGCGCUCCCAAAUCGCCUUCUUUUGUCAGGCUUCCCCUCGGAAAGGUGUUACAGAGCAGGAUUGUGAUACGUGCUGCUUCGUCUGCGGCUGGUAAUCCACAGUCUGAUGCUGACUUUAAUCCGUAUGAGGUUCUUGGUGUUAACCCUAUAGAGGGAUUUGACAAGAUCAAGCAAACUUAUGGAAGGAAACUUAAAGAUGCUCAGAGGAGCGGUGAUGAAGCCACUGCUGCUCUACUUGAGAAGGCAUAUGAUAAGCUCAUGUAUGCCCAGUUGAUGAAUAGGAAAAAGGGUGUGACUUUUGGUUCGUUUAAGGUUUCCAAGGACAUUAAAUAUGCUGAUAAGCAGCCCAUUAUACCAUGGGGUCCAAGGUUUUCCAGGUCCUCCAAGAAUGAUAUGUUGAUCAACCUAGCAAUAUCAGUUGUGUUUAGUGCAUGGAUUGCGAUAAAACGUAAUGUUGAAUACAAACCGCUGCAGUUCAUGUCUUUUGUAUUUGUUUACAGAAUUUUUGAGAAAUUAAAAUCCUUUGAAGCACCUUCAUCUCCAAUAUAUAACGAGGAAGGCGAAGAAAGUGGACGGGGAUUGAGAAUGGGAAAGAGGCUUCUUCGUUCUCUUUCCUUAGUUUUUGGCUCUAUACUCUUAGCAUCUUUGGCAUACACUGGGUUCUUAAAUGGCAUCGAGUACAUGGGCUACUCCAUACCCAUGGUUCUUUACAACAACCAGGAACUUAUAGUGACGGCGUCAUCGGCUUUCAUGCUCUAUGUUAUAGCGUCGUUUUACAGAUAAUGCGAGAGUCCACAGGAGAAUUGGUCAGUUAGAAGCUUUUGGAGAAGUUAUGCUGUAUUAUAGGAUGUUGCUGGGAGAUGAAAAGUUUAUUUUCUACAGAGAGAUGGGGUUAUCUUUAUAACCUUUCUUUUGUGUGGAAAAUCAAGUAAAUUUUGCAAGAGAGAAAUCCCUUAGAAUCUAAGUCUUGUCUAUUUACGUUUAAUGCUGAGGAUCGCAUGUGGAAGGUUUUUUAAUUUUUGUAUUGGAGCAAUAAUAUGCGUGAAGUGAAAAAUCUUGAGAUACCUUGAAAGUAUCAGUCGUACACACAAUUGAAGCGUUACGAAGAUGAGAAACGUUAUCAACCUUGUUAAAAC